This is a messenger RNA of Triticum aestivum (bread wheat), 3755 nucleotides long. RefSeq lists its product as uncharacterized. Lineage: Eukaryota; Viridiplantae; Streptophyta; Magnoliopsida; Poales; Poaceae. The transcript has 17 exons. The coding region runs from base 587 to 3523 and encodes 978 amino acids. Gene Ontology annotation, molecular function: protein binding; protein kinase activity; ATP binding. The record is from RefSeq and is a predicted model, not a curated record. Gene Ontology annotation, biological process: endoplasmic reticulum to Golgi vesicle-mediated transport; intra-Golgi vesicle-mediated transport; retrograde vesicle-mediated transport, Golgi to endoplasmic reticulum. Gene Ontology annotation, cellular component: COPI vesicle coat.
GAGUGUUCUUGAGAAUCCUGGUUCAUAUCCCAGUCAACGGACAGCGAGCGGAAGCAGGAGACGGAUCCGUCGCAAGCCAGCACCGACGACUCCGCCGCCACGGCCAACGGCGUUGUGCUUGCUCGACGUCGACGGGACGCCGCCCCCAUCGUUCCCCGUGAGCGCCAGCGCGGGGCAGCACAAGGGCAGAAAUCUAUCUGGCUGUUCGCAUGUGCUGGAAAGGUUGCUGGUGUAAUUCGCUGAAAGCAGCGGCUCAAUUUCACGGGGCUAUGAUGUUGAAAUUUCCCGAGAAGUUCUUACCCCUUUCCCGCCUAUGUUUCUUCGCUUGUUCAAAACGCCAAGAAGCCAUGAAAGCCUCAUCAUCCCUGGAACACGGAAUCCAUUCACCCAGUAUUCUGAGAGCGGUUGCUACCGAGUAGUGUAAAAUCACUGAUGUCUGUGCAAUCUUUUCCUGAUCUGGCGAUGAACUGUGGCUGGCUGCUACCCUGUGUCCUUGCGCUAACUCUGCUAUUUCAGAAAUUAAAUUAGUUUUCCUUACUGUGAUUUCUGUUCAAGUGUAUUGUGUAAUAGGUUAUGCAACAGGUACAUGGAGUAUGACAUGCUGGAGCAUAUACUUGAAGGAAAAGAGAAACCAACGAAUCUACCUUUUGCACUUCUGAAGAAAAUCACAGAUGAUUUCUCCCAAGAGCGAGAAAUUGGCCAGGGUGGAUUCGGAACCGUCUAUAAGGGUGUCCUACGAAAUGGAAAUGUUGCUGUGAAGCGGAUCAUGAGCAACUACACAAUCGAUGAGAAGCUAUUUUAUCGUGAGGUUAACAGUCUUUUGAAGGUUAACCAUAAAAAUGUAGUCCGGUUUCUUGGCUUCUGCGCUAAUACUGAGCAGGUAGCGAUAAAAAUUGAAGGUAAAAGAGAAUAUAUUUAUGCUGAAAUAAGAGAAAGAUUGCUCUGUUUCGAGUAUAUCAGCAAUGGAAACCUACAAAAUUAUAUUACUGACGAAUUAAGAGGACUUGAAUGGAAUGUACGUUUUCAGAUCAUCAAAGAUAUUUGUGAGGGUUUGUAUCAUCUGCACAUGGAAAACCAUAUUAUUCAUAUGGAUCUUAAGCCUGCCAAUAUACUGCUAGAUCAUCAUAUGGUCCCAAAAGUGACGGACUUUGGUCUAUCAAGACUUGAUGAGAACUCACAAACCAUGUGUGCGAACCGUUUUUUAUCACUUGGAUAUUGUGCUCCGGAAUAUCUACAUGGUGGCAGGAUGUCUGUCAAAUCAGACAUAUACAGUUUGGGUGUAAUAAUCAUCGAACUGGUAACGGGACAUAAGAGUAUCCUUGAUAAUAAUAAUAGUGUACUCAGAAGAUGGAGGCACAGGUGGAAAAAAUCAGGGAAGGAAACACCAUUAGGUUACCGACAAGUAACUAAAUGCAUCGAAAUAGGGAUGCGCUGCCAGGAAAACGACCCCUACAGGCGACCUUUUAUUGGCGAUAUAUUAUGUGAUUUCAUAGACAUGGAAGGUACAAAUGGGCAAUUCAGCAGUGACAAUGGGUCCACAAUUGAUGAGAUAAGCCCUUACUUGGAGGAUGAUAUGCUUGGAAUUGAGCCGCUCGAACUACAUUUUCCUUUUGACCUGAACAAGCAGAUGUCAUGCUCAAUACAGCUAACCAAUGAGACAGAUGGUUGCAUAGCCUUCAACAUCCAAACAACGUCCCCCUUGCCAUAUUGCGCACAUCCAACCAAAGACAUUGUGCCACCGAGAUCCAAGUGUAGUAUCGACAUAACAUUGCAACUACAGAAGAACGCACCACGACAUGCCGGCGGGUUAAUUGUGCGGAGCACUAAAGUAAGUGAUGGUCUUGCAGCUCGGGAUAUAACUACUGACAUGUUCAAUAAAGAGGCAGGCAACUUGGUUGAUGAGGUGAGUUUGGAUGUUGUUUUUGACGGAGAGCUACAAGCCCCAUGCUCGUCUGAAGUAUGCUUAUCUGAAGUACCAAAGCAUUCAUCACUUGCACCAGUAGCAGUUUUGGGUAUGGAUGAUCCGAGCAAUCCAGAGGCAUCUAAUGUUCCACAGUCAUCUGCACAUGCGGGGUCAGAAGGGACAGACUCUGAGGUAAUCCCUGCAGGCUCCAACAAACUUCUUGACAUCCACCCACCCGAGCUUUGGUUCACGUUUGAACCCAACAAGUUGAUCCCCUGCUCACUGCACCUAACAAACAACACAAAUGAAUAUGUGCCGUUUAAGCUUAUGGAGAAGAGUAGGCUCAUGGACAAAAGGAGGUGCUUUCUAAGUCUACCGCUCUAUGGCAUUGUCCCCCCGAGCUCCAUCUACAUUCUCGUUGUGACAACGGAUAAAAGGGAAAACCUGCCAGAAGAAAGAGAUGUCAAUUUUGUUCUUCAGAGCAGUAUAGGUGAUGAGGGCCUCAAGCCUUUCAGAAACCAAUAUGAUUGUGACGAAUAUUUUGAGAAAGCAGCAGAGUCGGGGCAUAUGGUGCAUGAUGUGACACUGAAAGUUGUUUAUGCACCCAAAAGGGAGACGGCAUGUGAGGCAAUUCCACCUUUACUUAAGAUCACAUUCGUGGAGAAAACCCAUGCAGCAUUGUGUUCCCUCGAUGCAAACCAGACAGAGCCAUGGAUUAUAACAGGUCAUUAUGAUGGACGUGUUGGUUUAUGGGACUAUGACACGCAGAAAUUUCUUGCUUUGGUUAAAGUCUCGGGAUCAUCAGGUUGUCUUGUUAAAUUUAUUGAACGGCGUCAAUGGUUUCUGGCCGGUUCAUAUCACGAAGGAUUUAUCCACGUGUACAGCUAUGAAACGGAAGUGCAGGAAGUCAAUAGUUUCCGUGCUCAUGAUAAAUUUCUUGAAUCGAUGGCCAUUCAUCCUACACAGCCUUAUGUGUUGUCAUCAUGUGAUACACAAAUAAAGCUUUGGGACUGGGACAUGGAUUGGGAGUGCAGAAGAACGUUUAUAGAACACUCCCAUACUGUAAAACAGAUUGCAUUUAACCCAUGGAACACCAACAGUUUUGCUAGUGCUUCAAGAGAUCACACAGUAAAGGUUUGGAGUCUUGAUUCUUCCAGAUCUAUGUGUACUCUUUCUGGGCAUUCGGACGAAGUGAACUGCCUAGAUUUUUUCAUGCGUGAUAAUCAGCAAUAUUUGAUUACGGGCUCUGAGGAUAUGACUGCCAAGAUAUGGGACCUGCAGAAAGAGAUGUGUAUUGAGACACUAAAAGGUUUCAUGUUUCCAGUUGUCUCUAUUGUUUCCCAUCCCAGACUUCCACUUGUAAUUAUAGGUACAAGAAACGGCAUCGUUCAUUUGUGGAGCUUGAGUAAUUUCAGGCUUGAGAGAAUUCUUCACAUUGGUUGUCAUCAAGGUGUCCGUGGUCUCGCCGCUUUGAUGGGGUCAACAAGGGUUAUCAUUGGACAUGGUUCAGCGGUAUCAAUGGUGGAGAUCCAUGAUGAAGAACCUGUUGAUAGCAAGGCCGAAAUGGAAGUCCAAUAUGAGCGGCAAGGACGAUCAUUUGGUAUGACCGACGCAUAUUAAAAAAAAAAUCCAAGACAUCCGUCGCCGGCGUUGCAUGCACUGUUACCUGCCGAUUAGGGCUAAGAUGAAGAGACAGAGUAAACCUUACGGCAGAAAAGAGGGUGAGGAAAGCAGUGAUUUGGGAGGGGAAAGGUUUGACAGAGAUAAACUUAGUUGUGAUAGGUUGAAUAAAAUGUAACGUAUAAACAAGACACACUAACAAUCAUCAAUAGAUAUUUUGUUGUCCUCACAA